Messenger RNA from Amoebophrya sp. A25, 3323 nucleotides. NCBI's taxonomy places the organism in Eukaryota, Dinophyceae, Syndiniales, Amoebophryaceae. The record is from the annotation of a GenBank genome assembly.
GUUCUCCUCGCCAGAAAGCAGCCUCGUUUCUUGCUCCGACACCGCCAGAGAUACCAUGGGCGCAUUUUCAGCGCCUCGUACCUGCAAGUGUGGAGGCAGAUGCGGGUGUUGAUGUUCGUGCCGUCGUGAAUCAGGCAAAUAAUUAUAGAGUAACCUCCGGUACAACUUCAACUAAAGAGAGCGGAGGAGAUCCUCCAGUGUCAAGUUCAACUUCGAGAGGAUCAACUGCUGCUUCAUCUUCUAGAACGCUUGGCUCGUCGGAAGAAGGCGUAACACAAGCGUUCUGUUCCGAACUCCUAGUCUACUUGCGAUCGAUUUUUACGCCAGUUCUUGUGGCCGCUCCUCCGUCAUCCUCCUCUACAACGACCUCUUUUUCCCUCGACCCCUUGGUAAACGUCCUGCUUUCCUUUGCCGUUUUCCCUGCUUUCGCCCACUACUUGUUGCAUUGCGUGAUUGCCAAGAAAACGAGGUUCCUAGACCAUGCUGAUGGGUUAUUGCGUGGGGCUCAACAGAUCAUAGCGGACGUUUAUCGUGGGAAAGAACCGGAGGAACACUUCUCUACGACCAACCUGGGCUCCGGAGAUAUGGCUAUAUUUCUAUUCAGUCCUGUUGUAGAUCGAUCAAUCGAAGUAACUUGUUUUGAGUGUACCACUCAUUUUAAUGGUCACUUCAGCAACUGUUUUGUCUUGCUGAAGGUAGAGAGUGACCUUUUGAGACAUGAUGAUGAUGAUGAUGAUGCUGAUGAUGAUGAUGAGAAGUUGUAGGUCUCACUUGAUGUCAAUAAAGAUCUCGAUCUUCAUCUUCGUUUUUUAUGGGCUUUAAUGGUUCCUGCAACACAACGAGCUCGGCUAGCAAAGAAUGGACAGCACAAGGAAUUUUUUUCCUCAUUAUGGAAGCAGUGUUUCACUUCCUUACGCGACUAUCCUUGAUGCGGAGAAUGGAUUUGCAGGUACUUUUUUACCAUUUCGAUGAGAGGUGAAAUGGUCUGGUCAUGAAUCAUCUUUUUGUUUUUUUUGAAAAAAGAAUGUCGUGCAUUGUUGUGCUUUCCAUGAUAGGCUUUCAAUACCCUCUCCCACCAAACUACACGAGGUCGGCACACAGCCACAGAAUCAAGGAGCAGCCGUCAGGAGCACCAGCAGCGGCGCAUCGAGCGACGAGGAGACAGUGAAAACGGAACAGCUUCGCGCCCAAGCCUUUGAUGAUAUGCUCGCACUUGCAGCGGAGAUGCACAAAUGCAAAGAACAGAACAUCGCAUCGACUGCUUCUAAUCCCUCAAUAUCAUCGCCUACCCCUUCAUCGUCCCUCCCAACAACAGCCUCCACCUUCUACCUAAGCACCAUCCUACCCCGGUUCCGAUGUUACCUGCAAAACGACACUGCAAUUGACCAAGUCUUGAAGGCAGUUCGAGACACGUUUCCGACAGGGAAUUUUCCACCCCCUGAGGCCUUGCACCAGGAUGGUGAGAUCGAUUUUGACCUUUCACCACAGAAAAAUGCUGUUGGGACGAGGAGUGGGUCGUUAUGGGAUUGGUGAUGGAAAAAUGCAUCACGUGACUGUCGAUAGAAUACUUCUACAACUUCUUGUGGGCUGAGGACUACAACAAGAACUAGGAUUGUUAGUGUCCUCACAAUCUCAUUUACGAAAUGGUAUUCCCACCUUUUUUUCUAAUGUCCCUAACAGUGGUACCACCAUCCCGAAGCAGGUCUCGAGACCGCUACGUCUUCGCCCCCGCCGUCGCCUCCUCCAAAGACCUGCCGCCUUCGGUCCAGCAGCAGCGGCUUCAGGACUUCAUUCGCAUUGUUCGGAGGUUUUUAGAGGCUUUGUUCUUCGAACUCCCCAAAUUGCGGGAUCAACAUCUUCAUCUUCAUCUACCAAAAAACAACGUUGCAAAUGCUGUAGUUGACGAGCCGAUGAAGCCUGCAAGUAGAAGAAGCGCUUCCUUCCAUCUCCGGAAAAGUAGGAUGCAAUCACCAACGGAUGCUAGAGGUGGACUUCUACUUCUUGGAGCUUCUUCAGCAUCCUCGCUUGAAUCUUCUUCAAGUGCACUAGUCCGGAAUGCUCGAUUCUCCCAAGCUUUGUUCCCGUUGUACGAGGAGAUCGCGGCGUUGGUCGAUGCGAAUCUUACUUCUGUUAUGAUGUGUGAACCUAAGUAGUUGAAGUUGUACGAGAACGAGUACUUCUGUGUCGUCCUCCGUAAAAAACCUUCAAGAACUACGAAGAUGAUUGUUGGUUGGCUUAUAUUUUCUCUAACUCAAGCGGCCUGUGGACAGUAGCUGGGUGGAACGUCAAUGUAUACAAAACGGAUGACAUGACAAAAAACAAAAAGCCAAUCACAGAAUUGAAAGCAGGAGAUCGUUUACGCUUCUUGAAAUGGUCCUCCAACGUCGAAGGGUUCAUGAACGAUGUCGAUUUAAUCAGACACUUGAGAACGAAUCCCAAGUGGGGAAAUACUAGUACAAGCGGUUUUUCGCCAGUCAGGAGUAGGAUGAAGAAGACUUCUGGGAGUAGUCGUGUUGGAGGUGAGGAUGAUCGUGAUGUUGACCGGAUGAGUGUGGCCAGUACUAGUUCAACAAGGACAGGGACUACAGAAGUAUCCGGCAACGGCAGUAUAGGCCUUGUAUCCGCUUCUUCGACGCCUUCUGACGUACAGCUAUCCUCAUACACAGGAGCAGGCUCCUCCAUACGACCAGCUACUAGCACGAAAAUUCCGACCGGAGCGACUAAUGAUCCUAGUCUCUUUUCUUCUCCUGCGGCAACCUGUCCAUCGCCAUCGGUCGUUCCUGAAGAUGUUGCCGGAAAAAGUGACGCUUUUCCUCCACCACCACCGCCUCCACUGCCUCCACCUGGUGGAUCACCGUUUAUAGCAUCGUCAUCUUCGUUAUCGUCCGCACCCGCACAACUAGCAGUGCUAGAACAGAGGAGAGAACAGCUGCUGGGAAUGCUCCAGUGCUUGCCUUUUGCCAGGAUCGUUUCGGUCGACCAAGGUGUGGUUGGUUGGAUACGAGUUGCAGAAUUCGUGUCCUCGAUAGAUGGAGCCAGCGCUUUCCAGAGAAACACUGACAAGAUCCGUUUGCAGUUGCAGGUUAGGGACGAGCACUUGUUCGAACACCAUAAUCCUGGAUUGCUCAGCAACAACAGCAAUUUUGUUGGAGGUGGUUCAGCUGAGCAGGGAACUUCUAGCUCUACCGCAGGAGCGUCAGAUCUUCAACAAAGUAGUGGGAUUGGAAGCAGUACUAGGGACGAUUCGAAUUGUUCCACAACAGGCACUCCUGUGACAUCAUCAAGCAGUGGUAACAAGAAGCUACCCAGCAGCACCAGCACAG